This is a messenger RNA of Nelumbo nucifera (sacred lotus), 561 nucleotides long. RefSeq names its product NADH dehydrogenase [ubiquinone] 1 beta subcomplex subunit 2-like. Gene Ontology annotation, cellular component: respiratory chain complex I; mitochondrial inner membrane. Lineage: Eukaryota; Viridiplantae; Streptophyta; Magnoliopsida; Proteales; Nelumbonaceae. The record is from RefSeq and is a predicted model, not a curated record.
GAAGUCUUUUCACUUCUGUGUUCCGUAAAACUCAGAAUUUGGGGCUCUCGUCGUCGUCGUCGGUCUCAGAGAAAGAGAGAAAGAGAUGGGAGGAGGACACGGUGGAGAUGGACACGGUACGACCUACAAGGGCUUCACCGUGCAUCACCCAAAGCGAUGGCAUGUCCUUACCGGGAAGGGCAUGUGCGCCAUCAUGUGGUUCUGGGUGCUUUACAGGGCUAAACAAGAUGGUCCUGUAGUCUUGGGAUGGAGACAUCCUUGGGAAGGCCAUGGAGAUCACUCCCAUGGUCACACUCAUGAACAUGAGGCUUCUCAUUGAAGAGCUGAAAGGUGAAGGCAGGAAACCAUUCAGUAGCGGGUGUUCCAUGUACAAGUGCCAUGCUGCAAUGUAUUCAGACCUCAAUAAAGUCAAUUAUGGACCCAAGAUUUUCUGGAUUUAUGUUUAAUCGAGUAACUGGGAUUUUGGAAUACAUACUGAUGAUCUCGCUUUGGUUUGGUAAAUAUGUUUCAGGAUCAAUUUUUAAUAUAAUUGAUGGUCAUGGAUUGACUUUUGAAUGGUCA